AUGGCGAGGGCAGAGCCUCCGAGGACCGCCAUCAUCAUUGGAGGCGGCCCGUGUGGGCUCCUCACAGCCCUUGCGUUGACCCAACGCUCGCACAUGACAUGCACCGUCUUUGAGCUUUGCUCUUCCCACACCACGUUUGGUGGCGCCAUCGGCAUCCCUCCUUCCGGCUUGCAGCUAUUCGGCAGUCUGGGCGUCCUCGAGGGCUUGUUAGCUCGCGGUAAUGCUUCUUCGAAGUUAGUGUGGCACUCGCUUUGCUGUGCCGACGCUCUGGGCCCGUUCGACAUGGCAGCUCGGUCCAAGGAGACGACCGGCUAUGGUUGUCUACGUAUCAAGCGCACUGACAUGCUCGAAGUGCUCCUUGAGGCAGUUGCUGCAGCAGGUAUAGUCGUUCACUUUGGGCAACGUCUCCCCGCGAUUUACGAGACGCAUGCUGGAGUAGUUGUAUCAUUUGAUGAAGGUGUCAUUGCCGAGGCCACCGCCGACAUCCUUCUAGGCUGCGAUGGGAUCCACGCGGCCGUACGCGUGCUCUAUGUCAACCCUGACCGUCGACCAAUGUAUACCGGUUCCGCAGGCCUGAUGGGUCUGGCAUCAGCUGCACUGUUGACGUCCGAAUCAGCCGACACUCUUCGCGAUGGAAUACAUGCCACGAUGACGUGUGAGGGCACGUUCAUGACAGUUCCUUGCAGGACUGGAAGCGAUGAGUUCUACUGGGCAUUCCAACGGAAAGUGCCAUCGCCGAACCAAACAGAGUGGCUGAACGGCUGGGACAUUCGAAGCUGCGAAGAAAUCGAAGAACUGAAGGAUGUUUUGUACGGAAUUCUAACAUGCGAAGAGACUCAUGGUGGGAAGUGGGCAGCCAUCUUGUGCGACCUAAUCGACGCCACCAGAGAGAUGCGCUUCUAUCCUGUUUAUCAGCUGCCAUCCGCACCUGGAAACCGGUGGUAUCGAGGUCGUAUAUUGCUCCUGGGCGAUGCGGCGCAUGCGAUGCCACCACAUGCUGGGCAAGGCAUCUGUAUGGUAUUGGAAGAUGCGACACUGCUGGCGAACUUAUUAUCUGUGGCACUUACGCCCAGUGACACGAUGCCCGAGGGCGACGGAGCUGAAGAAAUCAUUGGAGACCUAUUCAGGCGCUACGAGCAAGGACGUCGAUCCCGUGUGGAAGAUGUGGCGCGGUGGGCCAUUGUGGUGAUUGCUAGCCGCUGA
Cyphellophora attinorum is the source of this 1203-nucleotide messenger RNA. RefSeq names its product 6-hydroxynicotinate 3-monooxygenase. NCBI's taxonomy places the organism in Eukaryota, Fungi, Ascomycota, Eurotiomycetes, Chaetothyriales, Cyphellophoraceae. Gene Ontology annotation, molecular function: FAD binding; monooxygenase activity. The record is from RefSeq and is a predicted model, not a curated record. The coding region runs from base 1 to 1203 and encodes 400 amino acids. The transcript has a single exon.